Messenger RNA from Python bivittatus (Burmese python), 3211 nucleotides. Lineage: Eukaryota; Metazoa; Chordata; Lepidosauria; Squamata; Pythonidae. The record is from RefSeq and is a predicted model, not a curated record.
AGGCAAGAAGAUUGGGUCUGAGUUUGUCGGUCAAGUGGGGGUUGGAAUGUGCAUAGCCCCACCAGGAAAUAAUUCAGAAUAUCCUCCAGUAUUGUUUUGGGUUUAUCCUACUGCUCAGGAAUAGUGAAAGGAGGGCCUGGACAGAGAGAUUUGAGUUUAGAAGCAAAACAAGUGGAGAAGAAACUCACUCUACCCCAUCCUUUCUCUUUUAUGUUAUUCUCUUUCCAGAGGUCUCCUGCUUGCCAUGGUGCUGAGUCUCCUAUUCCUCCUGCUGCUGAGGUUCAUUGCUGGAAUCCUGGUGUGGGUUCUCAUUGUGGGAGUGAUAGCCAUCACUGCAUAUGGAAUCUACCACUGUUACAUGGAAUAUGAUGUCCUCAACAAAAAGGAAGCCACUAUCCAGACCAUCGGAUUUACCACCGACUUCAGUCUUUACGGCAGUGUCAAGGAGACGUGGUUGGCCGCCUUCAUUGUCCUCUGCGUGGUGGAAGGCAUCUUGCUGCUUUCUGUCUUGUUCCUCCGCAAACGGAUCUUCAUCGCUAUCGCCCUGAUCCAGGAAGCCAGCCGAGCCAUUGGAUAUAUGAUGUCCACCCUUGCCUACCCACUGCUGACUUUCAUCUUAUUAGUGAUCUGCUUGGCGUAUUGGGCCAUGACAGCUCUAUAUCUUUCUACUUCUGGAGAACCGCUUUAUCGUAUCGCCCCAACAAAUCAGAGUGCACCAGGUUGUGAAAAAUACAGUGGUAAUGAAAGUUGCAGUCCACUGGAUUUCAAUGUCUCUUCCGGGCUCCCUUGCAGGACAGAGUGCAUCUUUUACAAAUACAAUAACGAGGGGCUUUACCAGCGCAACAUCUUCAAUCUGCAGAUCUACAACGUUGUGGGUUUCCUCUGGUGUGUCAACUUUGUCAUUGCUCUGGGACAGUGUGUGCUGGCAGGAGCCUUUGCCUCUUACUACUGGGCCUUCAACAAGCCUCAAGAUAUCCCAGCCUGUGCCUUGAUUAGUGCCUUUCUCCGGACAUUAAGAUACCACAUAGGGUCACUUGCUUUUGGCGCCCUCAUCCUCACCAUCGUUCAACUGAUCCGCAUGAUACUACAAUAUCUGGACCACAAGUUGAAAGAUUCCAACAAUAAAGUCGCCCGCUGUAUUCUCUGCUGUCUGAAAUGUUGCUUCUGGUGUUUGGAGAAGUUCAUCAAGUUCCUCAACCGAAAUGCUUACAUUAUGAUUGCCAUUUAUGGAAAGAAUUUUUGUGUAUCAGCCAAAAACGCCUUCAAGCUCCUGAUGCGGAACGCUGUCAGAGUCGUAGUCCUGGAUAAAAUCACAGAUCUGCUGCUGUUAUUUGGGAAACUCUUGGUGGUUGGAGGAAUUGGCACGCUGUCCUUUUUCUUCUUCACGGGGCGAAUCCCCAUUGAUGACACCCGGUUCCGAUCCCCAGUCCUCAAUUACUAUUGGUUGCCCAUUCUGACGGUGGUUGUAGGGACCUACCUCAUAGCCCAAGGAUUCUUCAGUGUCUACAAUAUGUGUGUUGACACCCUAUUCCUCUGUUUCUUGGAAGACUUGGAGCGGAAUGAUGGUUCCCAGGAGAAGCCAUAUUACAUGUCCAAGUCUCUGAUGAAGAUUCUGAACAAGAAAAACAAACAGGCCAAGGACAAAUAGAAAUAUGUGGGGGUGGGGGGAAGACUUCCCCUACACGUCAUCAACUCAUGUUAUUGGUCACCAUCAUUUCUUGCUGCAUCAUUUCCUUUCAUCUCAUAUCAGAGACAGCUUAAUGUCCUUCCCUUCCUCUUCCUACAUGUUUGUAUUUGGGGGGGCCUUCCACAAGAUGACUUGAUAUUCUUCCUCAUUUGGUUUGCUAUAUUGGUUCUGAAGCCUUGCCAUAUACAGAACACAACCCACCCAUAUUGCUGUUUCUCGUGCAGAUUGUCUAUUGAUAAAUAAUUGGUCAUUUAACUUACCUCUGGUGCCAUAGUUCCUUUUGAGUCAUUGUUUUGAUCUCCAUCUUCCCAAUCCUGUUCUACUUUGGAGGAGGCUGCCCUCCUUCCUUGGUUUGGGACCAUUCCACCCAUCAUAGUUGUUUUGCACUUGUUCCAGUCAACCGUGUUACUCAUGGUCAAACCCAGUGCUGUUUCCCUAGUGUUUUGUUCAUCUCUUUUGUAAAAUGCAACAUCCUUUUUAGCUGUAUUCUGGGCCAAAUCAGGCAGCUGUAAGCCACAUCAACGCUCCUUCUAAAACUGAUCCUGGAGAAGGCACGUCUGCUCCUGCUGCCAACCCUGUGUGGAACAAUCUCAGAAAUGUCCUGCUUUCCUGGCAUGUUGCGUGAGUGCCCUCUGGAAGGUUGCCCUGGACCAGGUAUAGGCAAUCUGGUAUCCUCCAGAUGUUUUGAAUGUGGACUCCCAAGCUGGAGUUGGAUUCCAAAGCAUUUUGUUUGCUUAAUCCAUCCUAUUUCAGCUUUGGUUACCAUUAGCACAUGGUCGGCCUUUCAGGUAUUCUUAAAGCAUUUUCUAAUGGCCUGUUCCCACCCUGUCUCUCUGAUUUAUAUUUUUAUUCAUGGCUAUUUUUAAAUUAUUAAGCCCUGUCUAUUGUUUAAUUUCUGUUUCUGACUCCUUCCCCAGCCAAAGCCUUUCCUUAAAUUGCUAAUUAUUCCAAUUGGCCACCUUAUAUUUCAGAUCAAACUGUUCUUUUUCCUGUUUAACCAGUCCUCUUUCUGAAUGUCUUACUGACUGAAUUGUUCAGUAUUGCAUUGGCCAAGCUCCAAAUGAAGAAUGGAUUUCAGUAUAUUGUAUUUCUCAGUGCUCUGAAUGUUGGCCAUCCUAUUUCCUAAGUGCCUUUGUGGAUAAACUCCAUUUCACUUUCUGAUACCACAAUGCCAAUGUUUGGUCUGAGUUUAUGAUUUGCAAACUACCUUAAUUCAGGCCAACUUCCUGUCACCUGUAUUUUUGCUUUGUUUCCCCCUGCCCCCAAUUUUUACCUUCCUGUGGUACCUCUCGGCAUUCCUCUCCUUUUUUCCAGGGUACCGAUUGCCAUUUUUUAAAAAAAAAAUCAUAAAAACAAUAAUGUGGCCAGAUGCAAAACACAAUCACUGUUCUUCAGAUCUCUUCUUAUAUUAUGCAAGGGUGCUGUUGCAGGCAUUGACUGUAUAUAGCUUUUUCUCUGUGUAUAAUAAUGAAAAGCUUGUUUUAUACAAAGAAUACAUGUUUAUUAAAUAUGAUUUUAAAUAGC